This is a messenger RNA of Pneumocystis jirovecii RU7, 1536 nucleotides long. Its product is annotated as cleavage polyadenylation factor subunit MPE1. NCBI's taxonomy places the organism in Eukaryota, Fungi, Ascomycota, Pneumocystomycetes, Pneumocystales, Pneumocystaceae. Gene Ontology annotation, molecular function: nucleic acid binding; zinc ion binding; ubiquitin protein ligase activity. The transcript has 5 exons. Gene Ontology annotation, cellular component: nucleus. Gene Ontology annotation, biological process: protein ubiquitination; ubiquitin-dependent protein catabolic process; mRNA processing. The coding region runs from base 1 to 1536 and encodes 511 amino acids. The record is from RefSeq and is a predicted model, not a curated record.
AUGUCCAAUAGCAUAUAUUUUAAAUUUAAGUCUCAGAAGGAGCCAGGACGUAUUUCUUUUGACGGAGCAACUGGGCUUUCAGUAUUUGAUGUAAAACGUGAAAUUAUCCUACAGAAUAAACUUGGUUCAGGAACAGAAUUUGAUUUAGCUAUAUACAAUUCAAAUGACGAGGAAUAUGAUGAUGAUACUACUAUUAUUCCCCGCUCCACCUCUAUUACUGUACGCCGAUUGCCGCCCUCUAAGCCUGGAAAAGGUACUGCUGCUCGUUAUGUUUCUGGAAAUCCAUCUGUGUCGUAUAAUCGAGCAGAAAAUUAUUGUAAAAAGCCAGUAGAAUUAAAAACAAAACCGGCAUCAUCUAUGUUUAAUAUAAAUACUGUUGCUUGGAAAAAGAGUGACCCAGAAGAAGCAGCAAUACAAGCUAUGUUUGCUGCUAGUGAUGAGCAGUGGCAAGAAACACAAGAUAGAUUAGCAGCUGCUACUCCAAUAUUCCGUCCCAAUAAUAGAAAGUCAGUACCAGUAAAUGUUCCAGAUAAGCCUCCUCCUGUUGGAUAUGUUUGUUAUAGAUGUGGAGAAAAAGGUCAUUGGAUUCAAUUAUGUCCUACGUUGUCUGAUCCUAGUUUUGAUGGUAAAUUAAGAGUAAAACGUACAACAGGUAUUCCAAAAUCUUUUUUGAAGACAGUCGAAAAAACUUUUGAUGGUAACUAUGGAAGUUUUAUGGUCAAUGCAAAUGGUGAACAUGUUGUUGCUGAACCCGAUAAUGCAUCAUGGGAAAGCUAUAAAUCUAAAACCAAGAUUUUGACAACAUCAAGUAUUUAUUCAUUUAAACCAGAUGAUUCGACUUUAGAAUGUAAUUUAUGUCAUAAAUUAAUGAAAAAUCCAAGCAAAAUCCCUUGUUGUCCAGAAGAAUAUUGUGAAGAAUGUAUUCAAACUGCCUUAUUAGAAAGUGAUUUUAUUUGUCCUAAAUGUGGAACAAAAGAUACUCUUUUAGAUACUAUCCAAAUAAAUAAUGAUAGAAAAAAAGAGAUUAAGGAAUACAUUAAUAACAAAAUGGGAAAUGAAAAUAUUUCUGUAAAUAAAUCAUUUUCAGUCAUUAGUAAUACUGAAUCUGCCCAAGAAUCAGAAUUACCUAUAGAAUCUAAGAAAAGACCUCUUUCUGACAAUAAUAUAAUUCCCCAAACACUUCCGGAACAAAAUGAUCAAGUAAAGGACAAAGAACAACUUAAUUCUCAAUUUUUACAACAUAAUAUUUCACCACAAAUAAAUGGGAAUUUUAUGCAAUUUUUUUCCGAUCCUUAUAUGUUAAAUCCUUAUAUGGUAAUGCCUAUGGACUCAAUGAUGACACAAAACGUAUAUGGAUUACCUCUUUAUAAUAAUUAUAAACAUUAUCCUUUAGAUAUAUCAAAAUAUGGGUAUUUUCCAAAUCAACAAAAAGUAUUUAGCAAAGAAGAUAGUCCUUAUACACGGAUACCACUUAAUGACCGCAAUACCCAUCGUCAUAAAAGAAUGAGACAUGCUGAUUUUAGAGAAUUAGCCUAA